CAGACAGCGAGCAGGCCGUGGGUGCUCUGACGACUUCUCGUCCUCUUGGUCCUCGUCCUUGUCCUCCUCCUCCUCCGACUCCUCCGGUUCCUGCGGCUCCUCCGGCUCCAGCUUCCGCUCCUCCGCACGGAGAGACCACCCGCUCGCGGAGUCCUGCGCCAGCGUCCGGGCAGCCUCUCCGCGCCCCAUCCCAUCCCGCUGGGCACUCGGAGGGCAGCGCGCGGAGGCCAAAGUUGCCCCGCACGGCCGGGCGGGCGAGCUCGGGCUGCAGCAGCCCCGCCGGCGGCGCGCACCGCAACUUUGGAGAGGCGAGCCGCGGCUCCAGCAGCGGCGGCGGCAGCAGCAGCAAUGACUCCCUGGCUCGGGCUGGUCGUGCUCCUGGGCAUCUGGAGCCUGGGGGACUGGGGCGCUGAGGCGUGCACAUGCUCGCCCAGCCACCCCCAGGACGCCUUCUGCAAUUCCGACAUCGUGAUCCGGGCCAAGGUGGUGGGGAAGAAGCUGGUGAAGGAGGGGCCCUUUGGCACACUGGUCUACACCAUCAAGCAGAUGAAGAUGUACCGAGGCUUCACCAAGAUGCCCCAUGUGCAGUACAUCCACACAGAAGCUUCCGAGAGUCUCUGUGGCCUUAAGCUGGAGGUCAACAAGUACCAGUACCUGCUGACAGGCCGCGUCUAUGAUGGAAAGAUGUACACAGGACUGUGCAACUUUGUGGAGCGGUGGGACCAGCUCACCCUCUCCCAGCGCAAGGGCCUGAACUAUCGGUAUCACCUGGGCUGUAACUGCAAGAUCAAAUCCUGCUACUACCUGCCUUGCUUUGUGACCUCCAAGAACGAGUGUCUCUGGACCGACAUGCUGUCCAACUUCGGCUACCCCGGCUAUCAGUCCAAACACUACGCCUGCAUCCGGCAGAAAGGCGGCUACUGCAGCUGGUACCGAGGAUGGGCCCCCCCGGACAAAAGCAUCAUCAAUGCCACAGAUCCCUGAGCGCCAGACCCUGCCCACCUCACUUCCCUCCCUUCCCACUGAGCUUCCCUCGGACACUAACUUUUCCCAGAUGAUGACAAUGAAAUUAGUGCCUGUUUUCUUGCAAAUUUAGCACUUCGAACACUUAAAAGUCUGUGCUGUCAUACGGGGUUUAUUUGGAACUAUCCUCCUGGCCCCACCCUGCCCAUUCUUUUUGGUUUUGACAUCACCCAUUUCCACCUGGGAAUUUCUGGUGCCAUGCCCAGAAAGAACGAGGUAUGCAUACUCCUUCUUCUUGGUGAUAAUAUAAUCUCUAUUUUUUUAGGAAAACAAAAACCGAAAAACUACCCCCCUUGGGCAUUGUAGUACCUACCCCUAUUUCUCCUUCCCCACCCCACCAUCUCCCAGGCCCUCUUCCCUUUGACCUUCUCCUCCGUCCCAAUACAUGAAGGGCACAGACAAGGAAGCUGCUGAGAGGCCGUCUGUUUCAGGAUCGGUCAAGGGCACCAAGCAGACAGACUCGAGGUGUGGGAAAGCUUUGCACACCGAGGAGCAGCUGCUGCAUGUCCCAAGCAGGCUGUGUCUGUGUCUGCAUGUCAGAGUGAGGGAGAGAAGGAAGAAACUGCAAGAGAGGGCCAGAGCUGACACAGCACACACACAGGUCCCCCAGCCCACGGAUGCCUGGGUUGACCAGAUAUUUCCAUGUCUGGAUCAAGCAGCCCAAGCCUCACUACCAGAGCUUUCUAAGUUGGUGAAGACUUAAACAUCUGCCUGAGAUCAGGAGGUAAUUGGCCUGCCUUGUACAAAGGCUCAGGUGAAAGACUGAGAUAAAUAUCUUUCCUCUCCCUGCCUCCCACAAGAUUUCCUCUUGGAAAACACUUUGGUAGAGGUUUGGCUGGGAGCUUGCCUUUCUGUAAAUUGGAGAAAUACACACACCAUACACUAUCCACAGAUAUAGCCAAGUAGAUUUGGGUAGAGAAUACUAUUUCCAAAGUAGCAUUUAGCUCACCUAGGGGGUGAUGUGUUUGUACACACAUCUGCAUAUACCCACACGGGGACAUAAGCUAAUUUUUUUUUUAAUAGGACACAGAAUUCUGUUCAAUGCUGUUAAAUACGCCAAUAGUUUAAUCUCUUCUACUUUGUUGUCGUUGCUUGUUUGAAGAAAAUAAUGACAUUCCAAGUUGACUUUUUUUUUUCAUCUUAAUUAAAAUUUGAAAUGCUGAACAUCCUCAGCUCCCUCUCUUCCCCAUAACUGGGGGUCAUCUGACCUCUGUCCCUGUCUUCUUCUUCUGCCUCAUGUUUGGGGCCUUCAUUUAACUGCCUUAUUGGCUUGGCUGAGAUAGCAGAUGAGAGUCAGUUGGGGUGGGGGGUCUGGUCUUCCUCUUUCCCCAGCUCACUGGUGGGUGAAUGUCACCUCCUGAGGUCCUCACCUUGUGGAACUGAAAUGGUCCCUGGGGAAGCCCGACUCUGCAAUCCAUUGUAGGGUUUUUGUUGUGUUUUUUUGAAAUAAAACUAUGAUUUAAAUUCUCCUAUUAAAUGAAAUGAUUUUAAGUUUUAGUGUUAAAAGUGAGAUGCCAAGAGUAGGUGACAAUGUCUCUUCACAGAGUUGGGGAUGGUAGGAUGGUGACAUUCAACAUGAUCGCUCUCUGUCUCUUUUUUCAGACUAUGGGUAUUUAUCCUCUAUUAGCAUUUAUAUCUUCAGUUCAUUCCACUUUAGGAAACAGAGCUGCUGACUGAAACAGGAGAAGAGAAAAAAGAGAAGCAGCCAGCACACUGUAGUGUCUUUCACACACACAAAUGCCCAGGCAGGGUGUUUGGCAGAACCCCAGAGCAGGAAGACAGUGCAGGUGUUCCUGAGGAUCGACUGCAUUACCUUGUGCCUUUCCCCUGGCUGGUCACACCAUUUGGCAGAGGGGGAAAUGGGAGCAGAAGGUGCUGAGGUCAGUGGGUCAGUUGUUUUAUAGGGAUGAGCCCAGACUUGGUGUUUGGAGGAUUAUCUUUCUUUCAACCUCAAAGUCUCGAAAGGUGGGGCCCCUGCCCAACCCGCACAGGUGCCCUCCCGCAGGUCCACAAGUGGACACUGGUGUCUCCUCUGUGAAGCAUCUGGCCGUUCUCCGUCCCUGGCAUGUGGUCACCCCCAUUCACACACAGAGAGACUUGGGUGAAGCCUGAACACAAGGCAUCUGAAGUCUCCCUGUGGAGUAGAGAAGUCAGAACCACAGCUCCACCUGUUAGACCUUGGCAAGGAGGUCCUGGGCAAAGAAGGGUCUUUUGCAAAGCAAUGUGGUCAGAGGGCGGUUUUUGAGCUUUCUAUAAGCUAUAGCUUUGUUUAUUUCACCUGUUCACUUACUGUAUAAUUUAAAGUCAUUUAUGUAGCUGAGACACUUCCAUAUUUCAAUUAUAUUGUGAACGUUUUAUUUUGCUAAAUCUUGUGUCAUGUGUAGGCUGUAAUAUGUAUACAUUGUGUUUAAGAGAGAGAGAGGAAAAAAAAAAAAAACCCACAUGCCACCAUUUUCCUGAAUCAAAUUCUACAGUGGAAAGGAGAGUAAAAUACUUCUAUGGGGCAGGCAGCUAGACUGGUGAAUCAGGGGAACUAGAAAGAGCUAAUAAUUGAGACUCCUCCAGCCUCUUCUCUGUUUGAACCCCCAUGGUUCUCAGGGUAGGAAAGAGAAGGGGAAAAAAUAGAAAGUCCAUUCACAUGCUUGCUCUGUAUCUACUGGCCCUGUGUAGUCUGCUACUCACUCUCAUUCCCUUUCCUCCAAGACCCUUUGACCACCCAAGUAGGAAGCCAUGAUUUCUCCAACAAAUCCAUGGGGCUGUGAUUCCAAGUUCUCUUUGCCUUCUUUGGGAAUCUCUUCUGCCCUACACCCAGGCUAAUCUUGCCUUUCAAGCCUAUGUUUAGACCAGGGCAGGGCAGGUAAGACUAUGAGACUGAUAUUUUUUACCCUAUUUUAGUCUCAGACUUGCCUCAUGGUGGUUCACCUAUAGCUAUGAGCACCAUUUUUCACACCAUGGUUCUUGAACAAUUAAAGAAACAAAUGAAUUUUUGCAAUAACUCUGUCUAAGAGACACUGGGGCCCCAGGAAAUACUACCUUUGUCUGCCCUAGCUUUUCUCAUCUUGUGGAUGACAGUGUGGAUCAUCCUAAGGUGGCACCCAAGUAAAAAUAUCACUAGAGUAUUUUUAUCAGAGAGAAACAUUAUAAAUAUAUAAUGGCAAAAGCAAAACAAAAUGGGGGAACGUAAGGCAGGUAGAUAGCCUUUCAACAACUUCUGAAUUGGCUCUUUGAAAGUGGGAGGAAAGCAAGAAUUUAAGAGGAUGGUUCAUGCUUUGGGGGUGGGGGCUUCUUAGAUUCUUCUAUGUCCCCAACGUUCCCCACAGCCAGUCUGCUGUCCUGAAACCCAGAAGUGAUGGAGAGAAACCAACCAGAGAAAACCCUGUCUAGAAGGAAUGUAUUUGUUGCUAAAUUUUGUAGCACUGUUUACAGUUUUCCUCCAUGUUAUUUAUGAAUUUUAUAUUCCGUGAAUGUAUAUUGUCUUGUAAUGUUGCAUAAUGUUCACUUUUUAUAGUGUGUCCUUUAUUCUAAACAGUAAAGUGGUUUUAUUUCUAUC
Otolemur garnettii (small-eared galago) is the source of this 4573-nucleotide messenger RNA. It is a transcript of the gene TIMP3, whose product is annotated as TIMP metallopeptidase inhibitor 3. NCBI's taxonomy places the organism in Eukaryota, Metazoa, Chordata, Mammalia, Primates, Galagidae. The coding region runs from base 349 to 984 and encodes 211 amino acids. Gene Ontology annotation, molecular function: metalloendopeptidase inhibitor activity; protease binding. Gene Ontology annotation, cellular component: extracellular matrix. Gene Ontology annotation, biological process: negative regulation of endopeptidase activity; negative regulation of membrane protein ectodomain proteolysis. The transcript is spliced from 5 exons. The record is from RefSeq and is a predicted model, not a curated record.